CUCAGUCACGUAGACUGUAUAGCACUUUGUACGGAGGAGGGGUUUCUAUUGGGCUAUACAUGUAGAGCCCGGACCGUGUCUCCGUUAUCGGACUCCACCACUGACACUGACAUGCAGGCCCGAAGCCUCAACUUCCCGGCCGGGAGCGGCCGCCUCUCCGUCCUCCAGCGGCACCUCAUCGCUGUUCCUGUAUCAGGGCAGGUUUCAACUGCCAGUCAUCCAACAAGCUUUCAAUAUACUUUGGAUAAUAACCUGCUGACUACAGAACAGAGACAUUUCUAUGAGGAGAAUGGCUUUGUUGUUGUGAAAAAUCUAGUGUCACAUGAGGACAUUGAUGACUUUAGGGCGGUGUUUGAGAAAGUGUGCAAGAAAGAGCUAACUGCACCUGGAUUGGUUGUCAUGCGAGAUGUAGCCAUUGCUAAAUCAGAAUAUGUUCCAGACCAGAAAGCGGUUACUAAGAUUCAGGAAUUUCAGGAGAUUCCUGAACUCUUCAGAUACUGCUGUCUUCCACAGAUUCUGAAUUAUGUGGAAUGCUUCCUUGGUCCGAACAUUAUGUCCAUGCACACAAUGCUAAUAAAUAAGCCUCCUGAUGCAGGUAAAAAGACCUCUCGUCAUCCAAUGCAUCAAGAUCUGCACUAUUUUCCAUUCAGACCAGCAGAACGUGUUGUUUGUGCCUGGACAGCAAUGGAACAUAUUGACCGUAGCAAUGGAUGUCUUGUGGUUAUUCCAGGAACACACAAAGGUGAACUAAAGCAACAUGAUUAUCCCGAAUGGGAGGGAGGAGUUAACAAGAUGUACCAUGGGGUGCGUGAUUUUGAUCCAAACAGUCCCAGAGUUCAUCUGGUAAUGGAAAAGGGGGACACUGUAUUUUUCCAUCCAACGCUUAUCCAUGGAUCUGGAAUGAACAAAACUGCAGGCUUCAGAAAGGCAAUUUCCUGCCAUUAUGCCAGCUCCGACUGCUUCUAUAUAGAUGUGAAGGGUACCUCACAGGAGAACAUUGAGAAGGAAGUUUCUGAAAUGGCUCAAAAGCGCUAUGGACUGAAUGAUGGGAUCGCUCUAAAGGAAGCAUGGAUGGCAAAAGCACGCUGUGUGCAUGGAGAAAGACUUAAUCUUUAAUGUUAUCAAUGAGGAAGAAAUCCCCCAGAUUAAAAAUCUCUGAUUUCUAUUUGGAAAAGUAUAAAAUUCUGUUUAAGAUCUUUUUGGAAAUCUCGAUGGAAAAUGCAGACCUGAUAAAACUUACCUCUACAUCGAA
Molecule: messenger RNA, 1252 nt
Organism: Rana temporaria (common frog)
Lineage: Eukaryota; Metazoa; Chordata; Amphibia; Anura; Ranidae
Gene: PHYH
Product: phytanoyl-CoA 2-hydroxylase
Exons: 9
Coding region: 112-1116 (334 amino acids)
Biological process (GO): fatty acid alpha-oxidation
Molecular function (GO): phytanoyl-CoA dioxygenase activity
Source: RefSeq, a predicted model, not a curated record